GCGAGUGAGAUGUCUCGCUUCCUGUUUUAUCUCUGAUAGCUAUGAUCCAUAUCCGAUUUCGGAUUUCCUGAUAUGAUUAGGGGUUGGGAAAGAAUGAAGUUCAUUCAAUUUAGCUAGUCUUUUCUGGAACGUAACUGUUUCGUAUGAUUUGGGCAUUUAGAGUACGGUGUAACUCAAGUAUUACGAUUCAGUAAACGUACAAAGGCAAAGCGCUGUUUUUAUUUGUGAAAAGAAGCGGCUAGGUUAGCCAGCUAGAUUUAGCUAAAGCCUUUAGCCUGCACUGUUGAAAUGUCUGCCUCGGCCGGUGUCUCUCCGUCAGCCCAGGGCACUGCCCUGGUCAGUCCAGGCACGGGGAUGUCCAUGUUUCGGUGGCUUGAGGUUCUGGAGAAGGAGUUUGACAAGGCGUUUGUUGACGUCGAUUUACUACUGGGAGAAAUCGAUCCAGAUCAAGCUGACAUCACCUACGAGGGUCGUCAAAAGAUGACAAGUCUCAGCUCCUGUUUUGCUCAGCUUUGCCACAAAGCCCAGACGAUUUUUCAACUUAAUCACAAAGUCGAGGCUCAGCUGGUUGGCCUGCGAUCAGAGCUGACUGACGUGCAGGCAGAGAGGGUGGUGGUGGAGAGGGAGGUUCACGACCAGCUCCUCCAGCUCCAUGCCAUGCAGCUGCAGCUUCACGCCAAGGCUGGGCAGACCAUGGACUCGGACUCCAUCAAAGACAGGAUGCCUGUUCCCUCAGUGGAGGAGAUGGAGAGGGAGCUGCAGGACAACAAGAAGGAGAAGGUGAAGGAAGUGAAGUUGGAGGCAGAGGUCAAGCUGCAUAAGAAGGAGAAUGAGGCCCUCCGCAGGCACAUCGCUGUACUGCAGGCUGAGGUCUAUGGGGCCAGACUGGCAGCCAAGUACCUGGACAAAGAGCUGGCUGGAAGAGUUCAGCAGAUCCAGUUACUGGGUCGGGACAUGAAGGGGCCCGCUCAUGACAAACUAUGGAACCAGCUGGAGGCUGAGAUCCACCUCCACCGCCACAAGACAGUCAUCCGAGCCUGCAGGGGGCGCAACGAUCCCAAGAAACCCCUACCUUCUCCAGUAGGGCAUGAAACAGAUGUACUGAAGAAGACCCAAGGAGUUGGUCCUAUUCGUAAAGUAGUGCUGGCCAAAGAAGAUCACGAGGGACUUGGAAUUUCAAUCACGGGUGGUAAGGAACACGGUGUGCCCAUCCUGAUCUCAGAGAUCCAUCCUACCCAGCCUGCGGAGCGCUGUGGGGGGCUCCAUGUGGGUGAUGCCAUCCUGGCUGUCAACAGCAUCAACCUGAGGGACGCCAAACACAAGGAAGCUGUUACCAUCCUCUCACAACAGAGGGGAGAGAUAGAGUUUGAGGUUGUGUACGUAGCCCCGGAGGUGGACUCUGACGAUGAGAACGUGGAGUAUGAGGAUGACGGCGGCCAUCGCUACCGGCUCUACCUAGAUGAGCUGGAGGAGGGGUCAGCCGCCAGCAGGAACAACGGCACCGCAGACUCCGCAUCGCUACAAGCUCUGGAGAAGAUGUCCGUGAGUGACAGCCCGGAGAACGGAGACACCGGGAUCUCCAGUGAGACGCCAUCGGAGGAGACCCUGUCUAAGGCUGCUGAGUCCGGAGAGAGCUCGUCAUAGAGGGA
Molecule: messenger RNA, 1649 nt
Organism: Oncorhynchus nerka (sockeye salmon)
Lineage: Eukaryota; Metazoa; Chordata; Actinopteri; Salmoniformes; Salmonidae
Gene: gopc
Product: golgi-associated PDZ and coiled-coil motif containing
Exons: 9
Coding region: 289-1644 (451 amino acids)
Biological process (GO): negative regulation of protein localization to cell surface
Cellular component (GO): Golgi apparatus; trans-Golgi network transport vesicle; membrane
Molecular function (GO): transmembrane transporter binding
Source: RefSeq, a predicted model, not a curated record